Messenger RNA from Vigna angularis (adzuki bean), 1983 nucleotides. Its product is annotated as APO protein 3, mitochondrial-like. The transcript has 6 exons. Gene Ontology annotation, molecular function: RNA binding. NCBI's taxonomy places the organism in Eukaryota, Viridiplantae, Streptophyta, Magnoliopsida, Fabales, Fabaceae. The record is from RefSeq and is a predicted model, not a curated record. The coding region runs from base 536 to 1750 and encodes 404 amino acids.
AAUGAAUAAAGAAAUCUAAAGAUAGAUUUAGGUAAAGAGUCUUUAAUCAUUCAAAUAAGGGACUUUUUCAUUUUUCGAGCCAAACACAUUCUCUUUCUUUCUUCGAGAGUUCGAUUCCUCACCAGCAUUCCCCCUUCGUUCACCAACAUUUCACCAGCAUUUCACCAGCAUUUCACCAGCAGAGGCCCUCUCCAUCAGCUAGCGUGACCGUCAGCCACCGUGUUGGUGAUUGGCUGUGUCGAAAUCGCGUGUCCGUGAUUAGGUGUGUCGCAAUCGCCAUCGGAGUUCGUCCAUCGUAAAGGGUUGUUGUUCGAGGGUUGGAGGGUUGUUCUUGGAGGGUUCUUGCUGGAGUGUGGUUUGUGCGUGUGAGCGAGCUUGUCUAAAUCCUCUUGGUAGAGGUUUUGGGUUGUCUUUCUUCCCCUGUCGUUGAGGUUUUGGGGCUUCGAUCAGGGUCUGAGAAGUGUCAUUGCUGAAGGGCUGCACUGAAGUGUCCAAGAGUUCAUCAUUUCCAGGUAUCCUCUUGUAAUGAGCAGUGAUGCUGCCAAGACAUGUUCAAACUCUUAGUGAUCUCCUUGAGAGAGUUAAACUUGUUCAAUUUUCAAAACUCAGAGGUAUACAUGGACAUUUUUGUCUUUGGUACUCCACUCUGUCGACUUGCAAUGAGAUGCCAAAAAAGCUCAACAAGUUUGAGUGGAAACCGCUAGUGACAAGUUUUAACGAGCUUAAGCGAGAAGCUAGACUAAAGAAAAAGGAGAGACAAAAGGUGCAUGAGACUAUAUUACAACCUCCUGAAAAUGGCAUGCUGGUUAAGAAUCUGAUUCCUGUUGCUCAUGAAGUUUUUGCUGCCAGAUGUGAACUAUUAUCCUGUGUUUCAAGACUCGUCAACUAUACUGCUAUUUAUGUAUGCAGCUUAUGUGGAGAAGUUCAUGUUGGUCAUCCGCCACAUAAAAUUAAAACAUGUGAUGUUAGAGGAAGCCCAUCAAGCAAAGAACAUAGUUGGGUCAAAGGUGGUGUUGAACAUGUUCUGCCACUUGUAGAAUCAUUUCAUCUGUAUGAUAGAAUAGGGAGGGCUGUUUCACAUAAUGAAAUGCUUGAAGUCGACCGAAUUCCAGCAAUUGUGGAAUUGUGUGUCCAGGCAGGUUUUGACAUACCAGAGUACCCUACCAGGAGAAGGACCUUCCCUGUUUACUGUGUUGCUGGUAGGAUUAUAGAUUUUGAGAAAAGAUUUCCGAAAGAAAUGUCUCUUGGGGCAGAUAUAGAAGCACAUGGAUUUUGGCAUAAGAAAAAAAAGUUCAAUAAAGACACAAAUUCCAUGGUGAUGCAUUCUGACGAUAUCCAAGCUAUUGCUGUUCUGGGCAUGAAAGCCUGGGAAAAAAUGUGCACAGGAGCUUCAAAACUUAUGGAGAAGUAUGAUGUCCAAACUUGUGGAUAUUGUCCAGAGGUACAAGUGGGGCCCAAAGGUCAUAGAGUUCGAAAUUGUCAAGCUUUCAAACACCAGAUGAGGGAUGGACAACAUGCAUGGCAGAAGGCAACAAUUAAUGAUCUGGCACCUCCAGUGUGUGUCUAUCACAUUCGAGAUCAGCAAGGAAAUAAACCUUUGGUAAAUGAGUUGAAAAGGUACUACGGUAUGCUGCCAGCAGUGGUUGAGCUAUUUGCUCAGGCUGGAGCACCAGUUGGAAAGAAUUAUGCAUCUAUGAUGAGGGAAGAUGUUGCAAUCCCUGAAAUGGAUGAGGAAAAGUGGGUUGUUUAAAUCAUUGGAUUCAGUGACUUCUUCUGCAUGGACACAAUCGAACACUUCUUAAUCAUGUGUUACCACUCUUUUUGUAAAAAUUUGUAUCAAGACAUAUAUAAUAUAAUAUCUCAAGCUAAACCAAAUCAAUCUUAUAUUUAGGAGUUUCUCUCUGGUUGUAAUGCAUUAAAUUUUUAUUUUAUUUUUGUUUUGGAGACAUUCAUUUGUAAACAACACUUUAUUUUGUGUUGCCA